Linum trigynum is the source of this 4197-nucleotide messenger RNA. The record is from the annotation of a GenBank genome assembly. Lineage: Eukaryota; Viridiplantae; Streptophyta; Magnoliopsida; Malpighiales; Linaceae.
CCCUAAUCCAUUCUAUCCCUAAGCGGCGGUCGCCGUUGUUCACCCCUCUCAUUUCUCGAUUCUCUCUACCUAUCUUCUCCUCCAACGAAACGAGAAAGCCUCUCUUCUAGAGCCGCUGCUCUUCUUCUCCCCGUCUUCUCUCUCUCUCUCGUUUCUCCCUUUCGAAAACCAACAUGAAAAGCUCGCCCGAAAUCCCCUGUCAUCUCUUCUAUGUUGAGACAAAAUGGAGUUCGUUGACCAGACAGAUCGGCGAUAAUUGCAACCCGAUGGUCGCUGACGACACGAACGACGAAUGUGAGUUUUUUAGGUUGCAUGUUUAAUUUUCUUUGGUUUCGGCUUUGAGUUUUUAGGGAUUUCGGAGUUCUUCUUCCUAUUUUUCUAUUUUAUUUCCGGAAGAAUCGACCUAGACCGAGGAGUUAUCAAUCUACUUUUUCUAGGUAGAAAAGCGGCGACGACAACCUUACGACUAUGGUAAGUGACGAUUAAGAGUUUGCAUAUUUUUAUUUGGGUUUCAUUUGUUGAUUUCGGGUUCUGAUGUAUGUUCUUGCUUUGUGUUUGUGUGAUGGGAGAAAGAAGACGGGCAUCGGGUCACGCCACCGCCGUCGACCCUAGAAACCCGACCUGAGAACCUCUAAUCAACUAGUGAGGCUUCGAUCUAGGUAAGAUUCAGCUUGCAUGUUGUUUUUCAUGAUUUUUUUCUUGAAGAUGUGGAUUUCUGAUAUUUUUCUGGGUUUUGAUUCUGGACUGGGAUCUAGUAGAGGAGAAGGUGUCGUCGGGCGGCGAGGAUCUCCGACGGCGAAGGUCUGGCGGCGAUAGGCUGAUGACGACACAGGGAGGGUUUUGUUUUGUUACUUUUUUUACUUCUGAUUUAAUACCCCUUCAAUCGAUUCUGACUUCUAUUAUUGUCUUGAAGCAGGUUCUAAAAAAGGCAGAUCUAGGUAAGGAUCAUUCUAAACUGAGCUCAAGUAUGACUAGGGAGAUUAAAUUAAAUAAAAGGAUUGUGUGCGGGGUUAUGCUUGGUUGUUUGGAGAUGUAACUCUUGGGGAUUUUUCUAGAAAUACCACUAUUUAAAAAAAAAUUACAAAAAUACCACCCAAUGCAAAAAAUUUCCACUUAUACCACCUUUCUUCUAAGAACCGUCUCCAGGGGAGGCGUUUUCAUUGGAAACCGCUCUGGGAAGAAGCGGUUUUAGUUUCGGCAACAAAUCGCCCUUCCGAAGAGCGGUUUGAAGGCUGCCCUAGGUCAACAUGAUAGAAACCACUCCCCCAUUUUGCAGUCCAUGAAAACCAUUCUAUGGAGGAGCGGUUUUCUUGUCGACACCAAAACCGCCCUGGGGGGGAGCGGUUUUGGUGUGUUUUCCCCACUUUCCUGACAGGAAAACAGUCGGCAUGCAGGGGGACUGCUGGAGUGGGGAGUAAGUUUUGUGAGAACCACUUGGGGGGGGGGGGGGGGGGGGGGGGGGGAGUUCAUGGAAUUUUUUUGCUAUAAAAGGCAGCCCCGGAAAACACAGCAUUGCACCCCUCUUCCUAUUCUUCUUUAAGUUUUUGUUUUAGCGAUUUUGUUUUAUAUUAUAGCGAUUAAUGUUACGUUGUAAGUUUGUUUGGUAUUACUUGUUAUUGUAAGUUUUCUUUGCAAUUAACGAUUAACAUUGACAAAUUUUUUGGUAUUAAUUAAGUUACCGUUUUAUUGCAGAUGACAUUCCAAAAGUUCAUGCUUGGGUUACGGUGGAAUGGUUAUACGGAAGAUACCGGAAAGGGAGUACGUUACGUCGAUGGCAAUUUUCAAAAAGUGAAGGUUUCUACGACACCGAGCCUUGAAGGUCUGCAUCGAAUUUGUACUGAGGUUACUUGCAUAAGUGGCACGAGGAGAGUUGACCGUAUGGUGUAUCGAUAUUCAAACAGACAAUCCAAGGUGUUGGGCAUGAGGAAUUCGUCAUAACCACUAAGGCGGAUGUAGAUUCCAUGGUUUAAUUUUUGACCACCAAUAACAUUUCCAAAGAAGAUAUGUUCGUUUACACCGAGUCGGUCGCAGGCGUUGGAGGUCAUUAUGGAGAAGGCCACAUCUGGUAUCCACGGUGGAGGGGGUUUAUAUGAAGAUCAUCCGUACCAAAUCGACCAUGAUCGUCAUUCCUACAAUGAGUAUCAACAAGGAGAAGCCCAAGGAUACACUGACAACCAAGAAGAUGGCUACCAGUAUCAACCCGAGUAUGACUUCCAUGCAGGCAGUGGUAGUUAUCACAACUACCAUUACGGAGAUGAUGUUGGUGCCUUUCAUGAUCUUGAUGAGAUGGAAGAUGUCCUCCCAGGACCAAUCAACAAUCCUGAGGAUGAAGAAGAGGAAGGUGAUGUGAGUGCAGACAGCUACGACCCUCUUAAAGGUGCCGAUGAUUCAGGCCUUAAUUCAGACUCAGCUGAUGAUGAGGUGACUCGUGACCAGGUACCUAUCCCGUACUAAAACCACAUUCCAAAUGAAGAUUAGUAUGUUGAUGCCGACAUGGAGCCGCCAAAGGUGCCAAUAUGGGGGUCCACUCACUGGGUAUAAGAAGGAAAAGUGCAGAGGGUAUGGAUCGAAGACAAAGAGACGCAUUCGAUAGAGGUACGGAGGAAGGUGGUGAAAAAGGCUUUGGAAUGGAUCGUGGCUAAAGGAAAAGUGCAGAAGGAGGAGGCAUGUGGAUGGUUGACAUAGAUGAGGCUAAAUUAGAGGUGAAACAAGAAGGUGUAUGAGGUGGAUGGAUCCUGGGUGUUCUCCUUGUCUGUAUGGGGGUUUGGAGAUUUGUGUGUUUGCAACAGGGUUUGGGGUUCUUUUUUGCCCUUCUCGAUCGAUGUUUUUGGAGUGGUGCUGGUGUUUUUGGGAUGGUGCGAGGGUCUGCUAUGAAGGGUUGAAUCCAGUGUUUUCACUUGUGCAGUACAGGCCUAUGGGUGCUGGUUUAUGCUGAUUUUUUGUCUUUGGAUCAAAGGGGAUUCUGUUUAGAGGGGUUUUGCUUGGUACAGGGGCUCUGCCCCAGGCUUUGCUUUGUAUAGGAAUAGAGAUAUGGGGAUCUCUUGGAUGUUUUCUUUUUUUGUUUUUCUUUUUAUGUCCGUUUUAAGGAUCAGCUCUCUUGAUCCUCGUCCUCCUUGGACGAUUUCUUUUGAUAUCUAAUAAAAUUUCACCAUUAUAAAAAAAAUAUAUGUGGGGGUCCACUCACUGGGUUUACGAAGGGCCAACAAUUUGGUACAAAGAAGGAGGUGCGACACGCUAUUGACACCGAAGCAAUGACUCGGAGUUUUGAAUGGCGCACAACUCAUAUCGACACGAAGAGACUCAUAGUUCGGUGCCAAAAUCAACACGAGGGGUGCAUGGCUAGAGUCCGGGCCAUCAAGAGCAAGAGAGUCGGGCAUUGGGUCAUAUCCUGUGCGAUGAACACACACACAUGUGUGUCAUCCAUAACAUCCCAAGUCCAUCGACAGUUGAAAUCCAGGGUGGUUGCUUCGGCUAUCAAGCAUCUAAUUGAGCAGCAACCCGACCUAAAGAUUAAAGCCAUCAUCGCCAACAUUUCUAGUCGUUAUGGCUAUAUUAUUAACUACAAGAAGGCGUAGCAUGGGAAACAGAAAGCAAUUGUUGCCGUGUUUGGCAACUGGGAAGAAUCUUAUGCAUUCCUUCCAAGAUUGAUUUUGGCAUUGGAGGGCUCUAACCCUGACACCGUUUUCUCCCCCGCUACCAAGAUGAAGAAAUUCUGCCGUCGGAGCCCAGUAACAAACGCCAUUUCAAACGUCUUUUCUGGUCCUUCAAGCCAUCUAUUGAUGGUUUUCCCUAUUGUGUGCCUGCAAUACAAGUGGACGGCACAUUCUUUACUGGCAAGUACAAGGGCGCUCUCCUUAUUGUUAGUGGAGCGGAUGCAAACAUAUUAGUCUUCCCUUUAGCUUUCGCCAUUGUUGAGGGAGAGAAUGCCGAUAGCUAUGGAUGGUUUUUCCGACAAAUCCAUCUCCAUGUCACCAGGAGAACGAACCUAAAGAUCAUCUCAGAUCGCCAUGUCGAGAUCAGAGCCGCCAUUUUAGGAUUGGAUCCAGCCUGGAAGUGGUCUCAGAGGUGGCGCAUACGACACUUCAAGAGCAAUUGGAACCUCAUUUCAAGCGAAAGAAACUUGCUGACAGUCUAUGGUGGACCGGUAAGCGUUAUACUACAUUGGCCAAUUAAUUUUGAUAAAAUUAGAUUUACAAU